AGCUAGCAUAUGUUAGCACUUUGAGAUAAGUAGCUAAAUAAUUCAGAGAUUGCAUUGUUUAAGAUUUGCGUUGGACAGCGUUUUUGAACUUCGGCUAUUAAUUUCGCAAUGGUAACCUAACCAUUGCUAACCUGUAGCUAUUUUGGAUUUAUUGGACAAUAGGCAUGGUUAAUGAUGGCCACCUCGCCUGUGACGGACGAGGAUGAAGUGGAGUUCGUUUCUGAAGGACCUCUGAGACCAGUGCUGGAAUACAUCGACUUGCUGAGCGAUGGGGAGAAUGAAGACUUUCCUGUUCACAGGACGGUCGAAGACCAGGUGGACAGGCAGAAGGCGAAGGUGGCGUCCACGCUCGACCGGCUGGCUCACCAAGUGGCCACCGAGAAGCAGGAGAGAGCCGAGAAGUGCCGAGCGUUCAAGGAGAAGAUCGUCUCCCAGCAAGCUCACGGGCGCCAGGAGCUGGCCUUCAACGCCAGCAGCGGCGAGACGCGCAGCGCCAAGCACUGCGUCGACAUGUGGCUAAAGAUGCCAGGGCCCAAACCCGGGGCCGUGCACACCGGAUGGAUGAAGCGGAGGCCCGCCGCCCCUCCCGACGGCUCCCGCCGGCCCUCCACGCACACCUGCCCCGUGGUCAACUGUGGCCGGACGUUCGACGGCGUCCCCCUGCUGGAGGGUCACCUGAAAAGGUUCGACCACUCGCCCUGCGACCCCGCCGUCACGCUGCGGGGGGGCCCGUCGGAGAUCUACGCCUGCGUCGCCUGCGGCAAGAGCUUCCAGACCAAAGAGGCCUGGCAGAACCACUACAGGUCCAAGCAUUCCUCCCCCAGCCAUGGGAGUGGCCUGUCCUUCCAGCUGAUCCAGUGCUUCGCCUGUCCCUGCUGCUGCCUGCUCUUCAACCUGAGGGACCAGUGUCUACAGCACAUGGCAGCGCGCAACCACAUCAGCCAUGCCAUCAUUCUGAGCGAAAAGACGCCCCAGGCCGCCAUGCCCAUUCCAGUCCCGCGCUACGCCCAGAACCAGCUGAUCGCUCUCUGCAAGGAGGUGCCCUUCUGCGUCAGGUGCUCCUCCUGCAGGAGAACGCUGAGCUCACACAUGGAGGCCCGGGCACACUUCAGCGUGCAGUGCCGGCAGGGCGGGGCCGUGGCAGAGGCGGCGCAGACGGUGCCGGAGGUGCUGCGGCGGCUGUGCGCGUUCGGGCGCUGCUCGCGGUGCCGCCGGACCUUCCCCAGCGAGGCGGACGCCGCGGCCCACCAGAGCCAGACGCAGCACCGCGUCUCGGCCUUCCGGACCGUGCCGGAGGCCCUGCUGCACUACUGCCACCUCCACCAGCAGGGGGCGCCCUCCGGGCCGGCCAAACGGCAGGAGGCGGGCCGCGACGCGGAGGAGUCCCCCGCCAAGAGGCGGAGACAGGGGGGCGGGGGCGGGGCCACCGCCUGGGCCUGCGAGUGCGGGCUGAGCUUCCCCGAGGAGGCCGCCGCCCGCAGGCACCUGCUGGCGGCCAAUCAGAUCUUCCACAGGUGCGGCGUGUGCGGGAAGGAGAUGGGCGAGGCCGCCAUCGCCCGGCUGCACAUGAGCCGUUUCCACGGCGGCGCCCACCUCUCCAACUUCCUGUUCCGGUGCCGGCGCUGCGGGACGGACGCGCCCCGGGAGGAGGACGUCCUGGCGCAUGUGCGGGACGCCCACGCGGGACACACCUUCUACCGCGAGCGGGAGGCCCCGCCCGCCCCCGCCCCUGUCCCAGGACCGCCUACACCCGCCAAGCCCCCCUCCCUAGCAAAGAGCGAACCCGCCAAGCCCCCCUCCCUAGCAAAGGCCGCGCCCGCCAAGCCCCCCUCCCUAGCAAAGGCCGAACCCGCCAAGCCCCCCUCCUCCCCGGCGGAUGCCGCGCCCACCGAACCGGCGGGGCCCUCGGGCGGCGGGCGGGGCCGGGGGCGGGGCCAGGGGCGGAGCUGGCUCUGCCGGAUGUGCGAGGACGUGUUUGGCUCGGAGGCGGAGGUGCGGGCGCACUGCGGGGACGUGGGGGCGCACAGCUUCCACAAGUUCCUGUGCGGCGAGUGCGGCCAGCGCUUCUUCAAGGCGCCCACGCUGGCGCGGCACUGCCAGCUGCAGCACGCCGGCCGCUCGGACCCGCGCCGCUUCUGCGGGCUCUGCGACGGCAUGCAGCUGGACUCCGAGGAGGACUUCCUGCGCCACUACCGCAGCCUGCACGCCCGCGACUACUGCCGCCUGGAGGAGGAGGAGGAGGAGGCGGAGGAGGAGCAGGAGGAGGAGGAGGAGGAGGCGGCGGAGGAGGAGCAGGAGGAGGCGGCGGGGCCCGGAGAGACCGGCCCCUCCCUUGCGGGCGCGCCCGGCCUCUCGGCCGAGCUCCUCUGCCCCUGCAUGGGCGCGGAGGAGGGCGGGGCCGACCAGAAGGCCGCCUUCACCCACUGCAUGAGGCGCCUGGCGGGGGAGGGCCUGUGCUCCUACGCCUGCCCCCCCUGCGGCCUGCGCACCCCCCACUACCUGCUGGCCAAGGAGCACGCGCGCCGCCGCCACGGCUCCCCGGGGAAACGCGUGCGCGUGCUCUGCGGUUCCUGCCCGGAGAGCGCCGCCGACGUGCCCAGCUUCCACAGCCACUUCCACGCUCGCCACUGCCCCCUGGAGCCCUGCGCCAGCCUGCGCGGGCCGGACGCCGGGGACGGCCUCAGGGUGCUGAAGGCCGAGGAGGUCUCCCUGGAAACGAAAGCGGAAGAAUUUGAGGAGGUGAAACGUGCUGUUGCUCUGAGCGCGGAGGAGCCUGGGAGGGGAGCAGAGGAGUCCGGGAGGGGAGCAGAGGAGACCGGGAGGGGAGCAGAGGGCGACAGUGAGGAAUGCGACGAGGAUCUGAAGCGCGCUUUGGCCCUGAGCGCAGAAGAGGCGCAGGAGCAGGCGGAGGGGGAGAGAGAGAUGGAAGAAGCAUUACAGAGAAGCCUUCUGGAAUUUUGACUGGGACAUUUCAAGGAACUUAAAAAUAAUGAAUCUCUUGAGUCAUUUGUAAUCAAUAAAUGUUAAAUAACUGCUGGCCUGUGAUAAAAAGUUAUUGUAAAUAAAAUAAAAACGCAAAGAGGGCAGAAGCAGUACUGUAUUUUUCGGUUCAAUAAAGUUUAUCAGCGGUCAUA
Molecule: messenger RNA, 3134 nt
Organism: Anguilla rostrata (American eel)
Lineage: Eukaryota; Metazoa; Chordata; Actinopteri; Anguilliformes; Anguillidae
Gene: znf451
Product: zinc finger protein 451
Exons: 13
Coding region: 172-2961 (929 amino acids)
Biological process (GO): regulation of transcription by RNA polymerase II
Cellular component (GO): nucleus; chromosome
Molecular function (GO): chromatin insulator sequence binding; sequence-specific DNA binding; DNA-binding transcription factor activity, RNA polymerase II-specific
Source: RefSeq, a predicted model, not a curated record